Molecule: messenger RNA, 702 nt
Organism: Panicum virgatum (switchgrass)
Lineage: Eukaryota; Viridiplantae; Streptophyta; Magnoliopsida; Poales; Poaceae
Product: katanin p80 WD40 repeat-containing subunit B1 homolog KTN80.4-like
Exons: 4
Coding region: 47-397 (116 amino acids)
Biological process (GO): microtubule depolymerization
Cellular component (GO): katanin complex
Molecular function (GO): microtubule binding
Source: RefSeq, a predicted model, not a curated record
AUGUUCUCUACUCUUGUAGGUCACUGCUGAUACAAUUGGUGCUCUAAUGGAGAAUAGUAACUGUAUCACUUUAGAUAUUUGCGCUUCUCUCUUACGUCUUUCCUCCAGUCUUCUUGAAAGCAAAUAUGACAGGCAUCUGAGCGUUGCCUUGGGGAUGAUUCUCAACCUUGUUAAGAGCUUUGGUGCAACUAUUUCUUUAGCUUUGUCGGCUGCGCCGCCUGUUGGUGUGGACCUUGAGGCUGAGCAGAGGUUGGAGCGGUGCAGUCUAUGUUUCCAAGAGCUGAAGAAGGCGAGCACCAGCCUCAAGUCGCUGACAAGACGGCAAGGUGAGGUUGGGAGAUCAGCGCAGGAGCUCGCCCUUUUUCUUCAGGAUAUCUUGCAACUGUCAAGAGUGUAAACAGUGACCAAACUGCAACUCAAAAUUCCAACCCCCUACCUUUUUUUUUCUUUCCCUUUGGUCGUAUAUAACUCAUAACAGAUAUAUAGGCACAUAGGAUGAACAACUAUGACAGACGAAAUAUAUAGAAAUUACACAAAGGUGUAGGAAAUCAAAGGUGUCACAGUUACUUAUAGCAGAGUGAAUUUCCUUUCUGGGGGAAAGGAGGAUAAUGGCAGAGUGAAGCUUCCCAGUUUUAUCCUUUUCCCCUCCUUUUGUACAAUAUAUGGAGAAUUCAUAGGUAUAUUUGUACAUUUUUUUUUCAA